AUGGACGGAACUCCGUGCGAAACACCCUCUUGGCACGGCAAUCUGAUUGCAGUGGCGUCGGCGCCGAACCUCCCACGUCCGGUGCCUUCCUACGGAUCAUCGCUCGACAGGGUCAAGCCGCUCAUCAUUGGAGAGUUUCAUGACCCCGCAACGACCUACACUUCGGCGCAGAAAAUGCGGGGCUUCUUUCCUAACGGCGCUUUGAUGAACUGGCAAGGCUAUCGCCAUGGCCUGCCCUCCACCGUGAACGCGGGCCAACCCGGUACGCGAGACUUCCAAAAGAAAGGCUACGGCGCCUGGGAUUGCUUCAACAGGACGCGGGACUACCUCAAGGAUGGCAUUCUUCCCCCGAAUGGGUAUACCUGCCCGAUCAAUGGUCCGGCUGCAGGCUCUCUGUCCUUGCGCAUCGCGAAGGAGGUGCCCCCAUGUUAA
Molecule: messenger RNA, 432 nt
Organism: Emiliania huxleyi CCMP1516
Lineage: Eukaryota; Haptophyta; Isochrysidales; Noelaerhabdaceae
Exons: 1
Coding region: 1-432 (143 amino acids)
Source: RefSeq, a predicted model, not a curated record